Molecule: messenger RNA, 891 nt
Organism: Exophiala viscosa
Lineage: Eukaryota; Fungi; Ascomycota; Eurotiomycetes; Chaetothyriales; Herpotrichiellaceae
Product: calcium-binding protein NCS-1
Exons: 4
Coding region: 319-891 (190 amino acids)
Cellular component (GO): intracellular membrane-bounded organelle; cytosol; membrane
Molecular function (GO): calcium ion binding
Source: RefSeq, a predicted model, not a curated record
CAGGCGCCAAAUAGAGUCGACCACUGUUUUCAGGUGCUCCCUUACGUUCUUCUCAAUCUGCCCUUCGACCUUAACCUGACCUGGUAGCCUUUACUACCCGGAGACAAAGCGGCUGCCUAUCCUCUCUGAACCAUCCACGUAUUCAAGGUGCUUCUACGAAGAGCAGACCGCGCAUUGCAUACAGCCUCAGCGCAGCCCCCACCACAGCGAAGCACGCGCCUGCCAACGCAGCUCAUAUCGAGUGACGUCGCCAGUCAAUACUCGAGAUCUGUCGUGAAACUCUAGUAGGAAGAGGCCUCCAGGCCAGAGGCAUACAGUAUGGGACAAAAACAGUCCAAAUUGUCGCCGCAACAAUUGGAGGAACUGCAGAAGUCGACACAUUUUGACAAGAAAGAACUGCAACAAUGGUACAAGGGAUUUCUGAAGGAUUGCCCUUCUGGCACGUUAACGAAAGAAGAGUUCCAAAAGAUUUACCGACAGUUUUUCCCUUUUGGCGAUCCCAGCUCCUUCGCAGACUACGUCUUCAAGGUGUUCGACUCAGAUAAGAGUGGUACGAUUGACUUUAAGGAGUUCAUAUGCGCGCUGAGCGUAACCAGCAGGGGCAAGAUGGAGGACAAACUGGACUGGGCGUUCCAACUAUAUGACAUCGACGGAGACGGGAAGAUCAGCUACGACGAGAUGCUGGCCAUCGUCGAGGCAAUCUAUAAAAUGGUGGGCUCUAUGGUCAAACUCCCAGAAGACGAAGAUACGCCCGAAAAGAGAGUACGGAAGAUUUUCCGGAUGAUGGACAAGGACGAGAAUGGAAGCCUUGACAUGGCCGAGUUCAAAGAGGGAAGCAAACGUGACGAGACCAUCGUCUCGGCUUUGUCGUUGUAUGACGGCCUGGUAUGA